This is a messenger RNA of Fonsecaea erecta, 2685 nucleotides long. RefSeq lists its product as hypothetical. NCBI's taxonomy places the organism in Eukaryota, Fungi, Ascomycota, Eurotiomycetes, Chaetothyriales, Herpotrichiellaceae. The transcript has a single exon. Bases 1 to 2685 code for a protein of 894 amino acids. The record is from RefSeq and is a predicted model, not a curated record.
AUGGUCCUCAAUCCUUCGAGCCCGAUUCGAGUCUUUGCCUGGCAACCAGUCGUUAUCCAUCGAGCGACUCCGAAGACUAACAAAGAGGGAUCAAAAGCCACCACGGCCAAAAAGACCAACGAAAUGUCUGCCACCGAUAUGCCGAGAUCACGCUCGCCGACUUCUGGCUGGCGCGGAGGGGUUGCUCGCCUCGUGCGACCGUCCCAGGACCGACCACAUACGCCUCCCAAAGAGGUCAGUCGCUGGUCCAGAACCACCACAGAAUCGGAGAUAUCUGAUGCCUUUUUGGAACCCCCCUCGUCAUCGUCACCGUCACACAAGAGAAGGAGCUUCCUCAAGAAGAAAUCAAAGUUGAAGAGGCAAUCGAAGGACACAACAAAUUCAAGCCCAACAGACCCAUUCUACGACCCGGUGACCAGGCAGCUCCACUCGAUCGGGGACACUCCUCCCAUCCUUUCCAGCAGCCGAGAUGAAGAGCCUCGAGCGACGUAUGAUUCGGAUUCGAACGGUUCGUCUGAGCUCGACCCGACCAGCCCGAUCAUCCACAGAGCAAGCAGCGUCCGUGUGAGCAAGCCGCAUAUUGUGCAGCAUAGCAACAGUUCUGGCGGCUCGGUGCCCAAACUGUACGCUCCUCAAUCGACCCCGAUAUCGACGGAUGACGGACCAUCCAUAGCAAAAGUAUCGCAGACCUUGGGUGAAGCACUGAAAAAUCUCUACGAGCUGACACCAGCUGUUGAGAAGAGCGAGACGACUGUUGUUUCAGGUGGUCCCAGUGAAGCCCUCAAGGCGCUCGAAGGCCAAGAGGAGCCGCAAUCAACAGGUGACAAUCUCACCACCCUCCCACAACUUCCUGUCGAAGUCAGUACCGAGCCGCGUGACACGAUGAAAGAAACCAUCCUCGAGUGGCCAGACACUCCCAGCCGUAUUGAAGCGCUCGAUACUUUGCCCACACCAUUUGGCGGGUUUGGGUCUGUACGGGUUCCUCGGACUUCCGACGCAACAUACUCGACCGGCGGGAGCACUAAUACUACCUAUGUGUCUCCUUCCUCUAUCAUCACCGAUGGUCUUCGCUCCAAUCCUCCCACCGAGAACGACAGGAAGCUUUCCCGUGCUAUUUCCGCACCGGUGCGCAACCCAGCACGUCGGGUGAUGAUCCGGCCCACAGACCUGAUCAUCAAUAAGGGAGCCCACGACCACAAGCUGUUCCGCGAGAGUAUCGUCAGCACCCCCUACCCGGCAAGACACAGCAGUAUCGGAGAACUUGAUGAGAUUGCCGGUCCCCGAACCCAAGGAACGGGAAACAAGACGACGCCCAAGCUGAAGCGAGCGAGGCCACUUUCUCACCACACCGAAAAGUCGGCGGAACAAGACGCCGAGAGCGAGACCAACGACAACAGCACUUCUGUGCAGGACUCCCAGGAUGACGAGAAAAGGGACAUCGCCCCCGACAUCCCAUUCUCCACCAAGCCGACCCUCCUCUCGCCCACUCCCGUGCCGGCGCCCACGGCCAAAUCUGACCGCUUCCCGUCCCCGUCUGCCCCUGAGAUCCUGUUCCUGGAUCUGCGUCUGGCCCGCCACCCGUCCGCCCGCGUGACUGUGGAGGUGGAGGUGUCUGAAAAGGCGACCUUUGACGACGAGCAGCUGUUCACGCUCGUGCGGGACAGCUACGUGACGAAGCUGAUGGGGUGGGGGAGACGGUGGUUCUGCGCAAGGACGUUGGAGGGUGCUAGCACCGGGAUCAUGCAGCCUUGCACCGGAGCGGCGUUCUGGCACGGUCUGCAGCAUAACGGAGCCGAAUUUGACGGCGCAGAUUUUGUCCGGCAUCUGCUCAACCCUCGCGUUGGCCGGCGGCGGAAGAUGUGGCUGCUCUGGCUCCGCAACAACCAAUCCCUCGGCUCACAUGGCACCAGCAACAGCAUCAACAACGGCAAUGCCAACGAUCUAGCACGUCGCGGCCGUAGCCGCAGGUCCUACUUGCCCCAGCAGCAAAGCGGCUACGCGCAGGGAUAUGGCUACGGCUACAGUCCUCAAGGUGACGCCACUGCGACAAGCCCGGUCUUCUCGUUCGUGCAUUCGCGGAACAACAGUGACGGUGUGGUGGGCCCUAACGAGUUGUCGCCGAUCAGCCAGGCACACGGUCUCAACAGCGUCGUCGGCACAGUAGGAGGCACAGGGCUGACCGCAAAACAACCCUCGUUGUCUCUACCGCGAAUGCCCUUCCAACCCCCUUCGUCUGCGAUGUCGUUCCACCGGACCCAAUCCCUCGCGGCCCUGACCUCAUCUCACAUCCCCUUCUCUUCCUCUUCUUCCUCCUCCGCUUCCUCUCCGUCUGCCACCAAUCCUCACACAUCGUGCCUUCUCCAACGACAAGAGAAACAACACCAAGGCCCACCCACAAUCCACCUGCACCACACCUUCUCCCUCCUCUCGAUCUUGCUCUUCACGCUCGUCGUCCUGUUGCUGGCCUGCCUCACUGCCACAUUCUGGGUUCUUUUUGGGUACCCCGGCCGCAGCGCCGCGGACGGCAACGGCGAAACCACGGUGGCGGGCCAAGAGUACACGCUGAGCUGGCGCCGCGACGCCCAGAGCCGCGUCGGCGUCGGGCUCGUCUUGUGCGUCGUCGUCCUCCUGCUCGGCCUGGGCAGCGAGGUCGGUUGGAUCUGGGCGAGUUGGGUUCUUGUCUAG